Messenger RNA from Boleophthalmus pectinirostris (great blue-spotted mudskipper), 1942 nucleotides. It is a transcript of the gene mtfmt, whose product is annotated as mitochondrial methionyl-tRNA formyltransferase. NCBI's taxonomy places the organism in Eukaryota, Metazoa, Chordata, Actinopteri, Gobiiformes, Gobiidae. The record is from RefSeq and is a predicted model, not a curated record. Gene Ontology annotation, molecular function: methionyl-tRNA formyltransferase activity. Gene Ontology annotation, cellular component: mitochondrion. The transcript is spliced from 9 exons. Gene Ontology annotation, biological process: conversion of methionyl-tRNA to N-formyl-methionyl-tRNA; biosynthetic process. The coding region runs from base 179 to 1294 and encodes 371 amino acids.
AGAGAGCCAUAAUGCAACAUGGCGCCGCGCAUCACUGACAUGGGACUAUUUUGACUGCUGCAGAUUUGAAAUCAUAUAAGCUUCAGGAGUGGGUCUUUCAUUCUUUUGUAACAGUGUUCAAUGAGAAACACCCCGGCCAUGCGCUGACCCGAUCACACCACAAACUUGAGCCGGAGCCAUGUGGGUGACCUGUGGCAGAGCUGUCAAACUCCUCCGGAGCCAGCUCCAGCAGUGGCGGCCGCUGUGCCCGCGGAGAGGGCACACACAGUCCGCCAAACCCCCCUGGAGCGUGCUGUUUUUCGGCACUGACCACUUCGCAGUAGAGUCACUCAAAGUGCUGUCGAGCAGUAGAAAAUCCAGUGACCCUGUGGUCCAGACUCUUGAAGUGGUGACUCUAUCGGGUGAUGUCCCUGUGAAAAGGUUUGCCCAUCAGAAUUCUCUCCCAGUGCACAGCUGGCCCCCGGACAUCAGCCAUGGGCAGUUUGAUGUGGGGGUCGUGGUUUCCUUCGGCUGUUUACUUCCACAAAAACUCAUCAGCAAGUUUCCCUUUGGGAUUCUCAACGUGCACCCUAGCCUGCUCCCACGGUGGCGAGGACCAGCACCUAUUUUUCACACCAUUAUGCAGGGAGAUGAGGUCACCGGGGUCACAGUGAUGCAGAUUCGCCCUCACAGGUUUGAUGUAGGCCCCAUCCUCAGUCAGGAAAUUUAUCACAUCCAAAAGAAACUCACCUCAGAUGAACUUGGGGACAUUCUAGCUGUUAAAGGAGCACAGAUGCUUAUAGACACACUGAAGAACUUGUGUGAAAAACUACAGAAUAAGAAGGAGCAGAGUACGACAGGUGCUACAUUUGCCCCCAAAAUUAGCAAAUCUUUAAGCUGGCUGGUGUGGGAGGAGCAGACCGUUGAUAAUAUUGACUGUCUAUCUCGUGCUAUUGGAUCUCGGAUCCCUUUGCGAACAUUAUGGAUGGGGAGGACCGUCAAACUCUUAGAUUAUGUGGGAAGGUGUUACAAUGUGGUGCCAGAUGGUAGUGGAAAACUAGUGCCUGGAUCUGUGUUCUAUCUGAAAGAGUCCAAUAUUCUCAGUGUUCGCUGUAAGGAUGGCUGGGUUGGAUUCCGGUCGGUGCUGCUGAAAAAGCGGCUGACUGCUGCAGACUUUUAUAACGGUUACCUGCACCAAAACAUCAAGACCCCCUCUGGUCAACCUGCUCAUGGCCUGUUCGUCAGUGGAAGGACACUACAGCCAAACCACAAUAAUAAUGAACACAAAGUAAAUGUCACUACCAGGCCUACGUAACUCCACCGAUGUUUUGGAAUAUUUAUUUCAUCAACAUGGACCUUCAUAGACAACUGUUCAUUCACUUGCCAUUAAAGUGAAGGCCCAAUGAAAUGUGCCCAACUGAAUCUGAAACAGGAAGAGCAUUGAUAAUUCUUUGUCAGCAACCAUAUACUAGGUUUAUUCUCUGAAGUUGAACACUGAAUUUGAUUUCUCCAAAUGCAAUUGAGAGGUGACCAUUAGGGCUGCAAGAUGAAUCAUAUGAAUGGAUGCAAUUGUCAGAUCCCAAAGGCUGCCAUUUUUGAACUACCAUCAUAUCUGUUGAUUGUGCAUAAAAACUGCUAACUCUGGUAACUCACAUGUUGUGAAAUGUGAAUCUUGUAUUAGUUUGUCAGUUCAUAUUUCAGUCUUUUUGUCAGUUCUUCUGGAUGCAGUUACAAUAUGAACUUUGAACAGAAUUGUAUUGUAGUAUUAUUAAAACAGAAACUAUAAAUCUAAGAGUAAUUGCAAUUACCGGUUGACAUUUUCCCUAAUCUUUCAACCCUUCUGAACAUUUUUCCAACACUGUACUGUGGCCUAUCAUAUGCUCUUAGCAGAAUGUUUUGCACUAUAUGGGCAUUUUAAACAUGCUUGUGUUGGAUUUUUAUAAUAAAUCUUUCUAAAAGUGUA